Molecule: messenger RNA, 1822 nt
Organism: Perognathus longimembris pacificus (Pacific pocket mouse)
Lineage: Eukaryota; Metazoa; Chordata; Mammalia; Rodentia; Heteromyidae
Gene: C11H1orf74
Product: chromosome 11 C1orf74 homolog
Exons: 2
Coding region: 445-1269 (274 amino acids)
Source: RefSeq, a predicted model, not a curated record
UGGGUGCUCGUUUGCCUCAGGCUUACUUCGCCAACCUGGAGCUGAGCAGGUUGUUCCGGAACUAAGGUGGUUGCCGGGGAGGUCGCACGGGCGGGAUUCCCAGUGUUGUGAUGGGUCGCCAGCCACUGGUUGCCUUUCCGGGCCGCAGGCAGGACACCGGAAGGAGCUCCCGAGCCCCCGUGACCCUGAAGCGGAAGUGCAGGCCGAACAUCGGCGAGAGGGAUCGCGGCCUCCUUAACUAAUCUCUAAUCUCAGACCUGCGGUACGUGUGUUGGCGCGAACACUUCUUCCCAGAGGUCUCGAAUGUUCCCCGGCCGGGAAGGCGGAGGAGUCAGCGGAGGCUGAAAUAAAAUCCUCCUGCGGUUCUAGCCGUUGUCGUUUUAUUUUUCUGACCCAGGGCUCUUCCUCAAGGGUCGGGACCCAGAAAAAGAAACUGUCUAGCCAAUGAGACCAUGCUUGAUGGUGCUUCCAGACACCAUGUCAACACUGUGCCCUCAGUUGCUGGUGGCAGCUGCUCAGCAGACCUUGGGCAUGGGAAAGAGAAAGGGUUUACCUCGAUCUACCUGUCUCCAUCUAGCUGGAGAGGUACUGGCUGUGGUCCAGGGGUUGAAGCCUGCUGUACUUUAUGAUUGCAACUCUGCAGGAGUAUUGGUGCUUCAGAGCUAUUUGGAGAAGCUGCAGGAACUGGGCUUCCUGGCCUCAGGACUUCACAUUCUUGACAUUGGAGAGAACAGCCUAAUUGUGGAUCCUAAGCAAGCAUGUCAGCAUUUGGAGCAGGUGCUCCUUGGGACCAUAGCCUUCGUGGAUGUUUCCAGUUCCCAGCCUCACCCUUCUAUCUGUUCCUUGGACCAGCUUCAGAAUGUGAAGGCUCUUGUGACCGAAAUAAUCACACAUCUGCAGGGGCUGCAGAAAACCCCAUCCUUAGCAGCCUCCCACAGCAGGCUCCAUUCCUCACAGUGGAAUCUCUGUACUGUAUUUGGCAUCCUCUUGGGCUACCCUGUCUCUUAUACUUUUCAUGUGAACCAAGUUGAUGACAACUGUUUAGCCCUGACUCCAUUACGAGUAUUCACUGCCCGGAUGUCAUGGCUGCGAGAUCAACCCCCAAUCCUGCUCUAUUCCUUUAGUAUCCCGGAGAGAUUGUUCCCAGCUUUGAGUGAUAUUCUAAAUACCUGGGAGAAGGAUCUCAGAACUCGAUUUAGGACUCAGGAUGACUUUGCUGAUCUUAGAAUCUCUUCUGAGAUAAUCACACUGCCAGCUGUGGCCCUCUGACUUUAAUUCUCCUUCCAUGUAGAAGGUAUUUAGUCAACAAUCACCUCUGGUUUAUCAGUGUCAAAUAGGACUAAAAAGUGCCAGUUUUAAGCGUUUUGAGAACACAAAAGGAGACUGCUGUAAUCAAUUGGUCAUGUAUAGGAAUGGGUGGUGGUGAUGACAGUAUUGGUAGUACAUGUUUGUGAUUUCUUCACAAGGACAUCUUAGCAGAGGUCUCUAGUUUUUACUGGAUAAGAAGUAGAAAGAAAUCAUGGGGAAAGGAAGGGUUGUGGAUGACAUACUCUUGUGCAGUAGCCUGUUCAAUAUGGUAGUCUUAGAAUGGAGAAGGAGUAUGGAUGUUUCUGCCUAUUUAUUUCUAAGGAGAGUAGACCGGGAUACCUAAGUGUCAUGUUUGUAAAACAUUCAGGAAUAAACUGAAAAUUCCAAGAACAAUUUGGUAAAGUGACAUUUAUUUAUAAUAGAUUGAAAAAUACGUGGGUGCUUCCUGUGAUCCUAGCUACUCACAUGCUGAGAGAUGAGGAUUGUGGUUUGAAGUCAACCUGGGCAGGCACUC